ACUUUCUCAACGAACGCGUAAGUUUUGCAAAAGAAAAAAAAUGAUAUUUCAACAUGAAAUUGAUUCUCACAUGGCUUUUCGAUUAAUGAACCAACAUGGUGUUAAUGAACCCAUAAAAUUAAUAUCAAUGUGCCCAACAAUGGAUUUGCUUGCAGUUUGUACUGAAACAGAUUCCGUUUGGGUAGCUAGGUGGUUUAAUGCCUUAGAAAAAAUUUGGACUUUGCCAGCUGGAAAGCAUGGCAAUGACAAAGUAGAGGCAUUAGCAUGGAGACCCGACGGAAAAGUAAUUGCAUUAGGAUAUUCAAGCGGAGCUAUUAGACUAUACAACGUUGAUAAACUGGAAAUGAUACAUGAAUUGUUUCCUCAACCUAUUGAUCCGCAACAAUCAUUUGAAUCAAUAAAACCAUCUGCAAUAAACUUUCUGAUUUGGGUUCAGGAGAAUGAAAACGAUAGCGAAAUCGUGAAAGAACAACAGAUCAAUUAUAUUAGUACACAUCCUGUACAGGGAUAUUUACCUAAACUUAGCGCAAUUCCGCGUGCAAAACCAAUAAGUAAUCUGUUGGGAAACAUUAACGAAUCUCAUGAGGAUGAGAUUGAAAAUGAAAAAUCUAAUCUUAUUGAUUUACUUAUAGCGGCUUCAGUAACACCGGAUCUCUCUCACAUCACAUUGUUGGUUCUCGCGAGCUAUACAGCCGUGGUAACCAAAACUUCAGAAAAUGAACGAUUAGUUGAAGUUACUCUUAAUACGGGAUUGCUUUAUACGCAUAAAAAUGAAAUAAGAAUUUUAUCUCAAACAUAUACUAUUAUCAAAUACUUGGCGGAGUAUAUAUUUGAAGGCAUUAAACAGAUCAAGGCAGAACACGAAAGUAUGAAAGCAAACGCAAAGAUAUUUAUUGAUAAAUUUCAAUUAGUACUAUCAGAAAGUAAUGCCAACUCGAAAUUGUCUGCAGAGUUUGUACAUUUUCUAGCCACUGGAAAACCGAGUUCUUUGCUACAUAAAUAUCUGGAAAUGCAUCUUACAAAAAGGGGGUUGAAGGAUUGGGAAAGCAAAGGCCAAAAGUCUUUUGAACAAAUUCGUGAAUAUAUACACCAUUAUAUUAGGCCAGGUUGCGAAAGGUUGCUUUUACAAUUGAGCACACUGAUUGGAUAUUGUAAAUGGCAGCAAAAAUUCAAGGGUCUUGGAUUGUCUGAGUCAUAUGUUCAUUCCAUUAUAAUUUCUACUGGAUGUCUUGUUAACCGUCUUGAAGAUGUAUUAAAUAUAAUUGAUGAAAAAUACACAAGUUUUAUGGAAUUUCAGCAAUGGCUUCAAUAUGGUUCAAUAGAUCAUAAUCAAACUCAAGAAACACCACCACUUACUAACAUUAGUAAGAUUGCCUCUUAUAUAAAAAAUUCUUUGCAUAUGGAUUUUUUGGAUAGUUAUUUCACGGAAUCAGGGGAAACGGUAAAGAUUUCUUUGCCUGAUGUUAAAUUCCCAAAUGCUGCUUUGAUGGAUCUUUAUGAAGGAUGUGAUCCACUAGUUCUUUCAUUUGAACCUAAAAGUUCAGCGUCGUAUAUAGAAAGUUCUUUUAAGGCAGCCGCACCCGCAUAUCCUUAUGACUUUUUUUCUUGUCAAAAAGAAGAUUGGUUUCCUCCAACAUUUCAAUCAUUUGUUGACAUGUUAAUAUUACGAUGUAAUAAAAUGUCCACCUCAACAGCAUAUAAUGUUGUUAAUUCAGUUAAGGCAGAAGAAUUUUUGUACAUAAUUGAUAAUAUUAUAAAUUAUGACUUCAUGAAUAACAAGAGUUUGGAAGGAACUCAAUUAUUAUUAUUAGACACACGAAUCGUAAUUAAGGAAUAUCAAACGUUUUUAUAUAUCGCUUUUUGCUUAUCCGGAUCAGUUCAAUAUUCACCACCAUCCUUGUGGGUUCUCCGAUCAUCAUUAAUAUCUGAAAGCACACCAAAUCUGGAAUUUAAUCCUGAAAAAUCCCUUGAUAAACGUACCAGUGAAAUUUCCGUUAUCGAACUCUCAAAUAAGGAGCAACUAAAUAAGUAUCUUAUAAUAACAGAUAUGCAAUUAUUCGACGAUGAGAAAAUGCAUUUAAUCAUAACUGGACUUGAUGAAUCAGAAAAUGAAGUAAAUUGUAUAGUAGAAGUGAAUUACACAGAACUAAAUUUUGAUCAAGUUAUCGAACCACGCACAAUACAAGCGAUAGAAAAUACAAACAGAAUCAAUGUUGUUGAUCAAGUAUUGAACCAAAAGAAUUUGGAAAAGUUCACACCUCUUUUAGUACAACAAUAUCGUGUUAUUUCACAGUUCAAACCAUUAAAACUAACAACCAAUGGUGCUAGAGGAUUAGCUUGUAUCUUAAGUGAAGAUAAAAAAAAAAUAAUUAUACUUGAUACAAAUGAUCAAGAAGACGAAGAUGAUACAGAAAACGAUAAUGAAAUGAUGGAAGAAUAA
Messenger RNA from Funneliformis geosporum, 2440 nucleotides. Lineage: Eukaryota; Fungi; Glomeromycota; Glomeromycetes; Glomerales; Glomeraceae. The record is from the annotation of a GenBank genome assembly.